GCUACGUCAAGCCAAACGGGAAUGACCGAAAUUACGACUGUACUCGCAGAGAGUCAUGCGCGCAUUUUAAUUCACGCAUUGUUGAUCUAGCGUGAUAAAAAUGGCGUCUACAUGGGAAAUACAUUUAACAGUUGUUUAUUUAAGCGUCUUGUUUGUCCUGGCCAAUGCACAAUCGAAACAAAUAUCCACGGAAACGGUUGUGUUAAAUGUGACAGCGGUUAGUGAAACUAACCAGACUAAGUACAGUGUACAGAUAAAUUUAAAUAUAGGUCUUUUGGACAAUGAAACGUUUAUUAAUGGAGCUCCUCUCAAGCCUUCAGGAGUUACAAGGAUGACAUGUCCCGUUUUAUUGUUGGAUGGUUCUAAUGUGAGCUCUAGUAAUCUGGCGGAUGGGUUGGUCAGCAGUGAGCUGAGGCUGAUGGUGAAUCAGUCAUAUGUUCAGAGUGAGGCUGGAGAGCAGCUUCUGUUACUCGUCCUGAGUCAGGAGAUAAUCCAGCUGGCAGAUGAAAAGGUCCAGCAGCCAGAUGUGUGUGAGGUGGAGAUCCUGUGGAACCAGAGCUCUGAGAAGAUCACACAGGUGACCAAUAUUUACCCUUCAUCAAGAAGCAAGCUCUAUGCCAUCCCACGAGAGAGUGACGUCUUGGUGACUAAUGCAUCCAUACGUAAUACAGUUGAAGACCAAGUGCUUAACACCACCAGCCACUAUCUACUCAAACAUGCAGAGACCACUCAGGAGGAGAUCGCAGCUCCGGGGAAACUUCCUGAAACACCCUUGCGGAUGGACCCUGAAACUCUAUAUGAGUCCAGAGAGGAAGAGGAAAGGACUUCAGAUUCCGUGCUGCUUGGGUCUCCUCUGAGUGGGUCCAUGUCCUCCUAUAGUGUGGCAUGUCAGUGGGUCAAGGGGCUGAGAGAUAAACUGAGGCGCUUCUGGUCUGAUUCUAUCCCAGUCUUCUUCUUGAUCAUGUGGGUAGUGGUGGUUGGUGUUGCAGGUUCAGCUGUCAUCAUUAAGAUCCUGGAUCUUCUGUUCCCCUCCUGUGAACACGGGGGAUUCUUUCAUUUGAAUCCAGAGACUCUGAUGCCAGAUGAUGAAAAACAGAGGCUAAUAGAUAACAUGGAGGGAGAAACAACAGAAAAAAGCAUUUUGAUAGAAAAGUGAUGGAUGGGUUCUCAUUAGUUCGGUUAUGUGGCUUUAUUUGGUUGACAAUACCAAUGAUUUCAAUGUAACACUUUAAAAGAAAAAAAAAUAUUCACCGACAUUUCCUAAUGAAACAGAUUUCUAUUUUCACAUCUGUGUCUGUUUAACAGCAUAAUCAGCAAAUUACUUUUUGUAUUUUUCACUACAUUGUGAGGUGGAACAGGUGCAUAAAUUGAAAUAAGCACAGUCCCUAAAAUAACCUUGGCUUUUUCCCACUAAAGUGUUUGUUUUAUGGUAAUACUAGGAAUUGCUUUGCCUGUUGUGUGGACAUGGCAUUGCGUCAAUACUGACAAUUAAAGGGCACAGCAUUCAAAAAAUGGACAAAUAAUCCAUUAAAGUUGAAGAACCAUCAAUAUAACUUUAACAGCUGAUUUUCAACUGUCCAUAUUAUUUAAAUGGAUUAUUUCUUAUUUCUCUGUUUUUAAAUGGCCUGUAUAAAACUCUAUGUUGCUUAAUGUUGUUUAAUGUUAAUAUUCAUGUUGCUUCAGAUAUUGCCCGUUAUGUUAAGCAUGCACACCAGCAAUACAUUUCAACUCUGACCUGCAUGAAUGAAAUGAAGAUUUGUACACUUGGGCCUGAGCAGUCUGUCAAAGUAUUCCCCAUCACAUCACAACGUUUCAAUAAUUUCAAGCAUUGUACUUUUAACAUGUUAAACAUUUCAACAGGAUGCUUAUAUUUCAUUGUUGCCGUCAUUGGCUGUGAAUGAAAUCAGUCAUUUUCUGUCAUUCUGACGCAUGUUAUGACGUUUUUCCUCACCGUUUGUUAGAAGAGUAAAUUCUGCACAAAUUAGUUUGUCUCAUUGAGUCUUU
Sinocyclocheilus anshuiensis is the source of this 2004-nucleotide messenger RNA. RefSeq names its product glycoprotein integral membrane protein 1-like. Lineage: Eukaryota; Metazoa; Chordata; Actinopteri; Cypriniformes; Cyprinidae. The coding region runs from base 101 to 1156 and encodes 351 amino acids. The transcript is spliced from 8 exons. The record is from RefSeq and is a predicted model, not a curated record.